Striga asiatica is the source of this 1344-nucleotide messenger RNA. Lineage: Eukaryota; Viridiplantae; Streptophyta; Magnoliopsida; Lamiales; Orobanchaceae. The record is from the annotation of a GenBank genome assembly.
AUGCGCCGUGUGAGGAGAAGGGAGGCGACUCGGACGCUACGGAACGACGACCCGCGCGGCGAAAGGCGUUGGGAGAGUGCGUUUCGCGUUGAGAUCCAUGAGUUCUCGGGUGGGUUGGACGCAGCAGAGUUUCUGGAUUGGCUUGCAUCGGUCGAGGCGGUUUUGGAAUACAAGGACGUCCCAGACGACCAUCGGGUUGGGAUUUGGCAGCACCUCGAGGACGAGAGGCGUCUGCUGGGAAAACCUAAAAUCGCAACAUGGGCAGUCGCAGCACCUCGACUGGGAAGCACGGCGGUCAGAAUUGGCUCAGCUUCGGCUGGGAUGGAGGGGUCGUGCGCCGGUGGUGGGCCUCGAUGUUUUUUGUGCAGUGAGACCAGUCACCGUCAGUCUGUCUGUCCCCGCCGCAAUGGCUCUCGGGCUCUACUGACAGAUGACUUCAACGGCUCAGCAGAGGCUACUUAUGAUGGACCGCCAAAGUUUGAUGUCGAGCCCGACCCGGAAGAGGAGCAUCUGUGUGGCGACGAGGGCCUAGCUUUGGUUCUUCGCCGCUCGUGUUUGGCACCUCGAGUUUUUGACACUACGGAGUCUUUAAAGCGUCACCAUAUUUUUGAAUCGAUGUGUACGGUAAGUGGCCGUGUCUGUCGUUUUAUUAUUGACUCUGGUUCUUGUGAAAAUGUGGUUGCCCAGGAUGCGGUGGAACGCCUUCAUUUAUCAACGGUACCGCACCCUCAGCCGUACACUUUGGCGUGGAUACAGCAAGGUAACGCCAUCACGGUGGAUUGUCGGGUGUUGGUCCAAUUUUUCAUCGGGUCCAAGUAUCGUGACUCAGUGUGGUGUGAUGUGGUGCCCAUGGACGCGUGUUAUCUCUUAUUAGGUCGUCCAUGGCAAUUCGAUCGCGCGGUGGCUUUCGACGGUCAUCUCAACACAUACAGCUUCAUGUUUGAGGGAGUUCGGUUGGUCCUUCAUCCUUCACCUCCUCGUCCCUUGCCUCCGCCGCUGCCACCACAGGAGGCACCGUGUGUCGUGCUUCGUUUAGGUACGGAUAUGUUGACCCCAACGGUCCCGCCGGCUGUUAUCCAACCUUUGCUUGAUGAACUUUCUGAUGUCUUUCCUGCCGAGCUACCUUCUGGUCUUCCUCUGCUUCGGGACAUUCAACAUCAUAUCGAUUUAGUCCCCGGUGCUUCUCUGCCUACCCAUUUAGUGCCUUACCUUGGUGAUAACUCGGACGGUGACGAGAUCGAUCCGGAUUCGAGGGCGAAUCCUUCUCAACCGGGGGAGGAUGAUGGAGACGAGAUCGCGAUGGCAUAUAUAGAAAAAUAUGAUCGUUUACCAUCUUUAGUUUAG